AUGAAUUCACAACCAGAGCUGCUUACCAAUCCUAGCAUUUAUGCUAAAAACUUUCCAAAAUUCGGCCGCCCAGAAAUUAUAGGUUAUAUAGGAUUAGAAAACCUUAAAUAUGCAAGAAAGAUUUCUAAUACAACCGUAAAUUUCGAUCUUAAUUUACUAGUAGAAGAAGCGCAAAGGAAACCACCUGAACAUGAUGUAAAGUUGAAUGACUUAAUUCAGUUCUUGUCCAACAAUGAGAAACGAUUGAAUUUUAGAACUCCAAACAAGCUCGAUUCUGCUACAAUAUUUUGCUAUCGGGGCUUAAUGACCUGCGUCGCCAACUCGCCUUAUGAAAAUGACCCUUGGAUUAUUGUGGCGUUAUUAUUUAAGGGAAAUAUAUAUUUAUGUGCACGAGACACAGAAGUCAAGAAGUUAAAGAAAAAAUAUAUGAAUGAAAGGGAUAAAUUAUUUACAUCUUGGGGAUUCAAGUUUGAACAGUAUAUUCUGUCUGAUAAACCCCAUGUAAAACCAAAUCCAAAUGUGCCUAAUAAUGAAAUGGAGGAGUUUUCAUGUGUUUUUAAGACAACGCUAAACAGUCAUAAAAUUAUAUAUGGAGCUGAAAUGGAUGGUAUUCGAUGUGAUAAAAAAGAAGUUCCCGAAGCGCCUAAGACAGUUGAUGAUGUCUUACAUUAUUUACAAGACAAAGAAUUCAUAGAGCUUAAAACAAAUCGACAUUUAGAAUUUCCUCAUCAACAAAGAAGUUAUAGACGGUAUAAGACCAGAAAAUGGUGGUGCCAAUCAUUUCUUGUUGGAAUAGAUACAAUAUUGUGUGGUUUUAGGAAUGAUAAUGGUAUUGUUGAGAAUUUACAAACUAUCAAUGUUAAAGAUCUCCCAAAAAUGUCAAAGGAAUAUUGGGACCCAAAUGUUUGCUUCAACUUUUUGGAUACGUUCUUUGUGUAUGUGAAAAGAUGUUUCAACCGAGAAAUGAGACGUAAAUAUGGCGACAAAGAUUUCGAUCUAAAAAGUGUGCCAUUAACGAGUUUGAUGUUUGAGCUUGUGCCAAACAAGUGCGUUCAAUGCAUUAACUAUGCGCAUGAAGAUGACCCAAUUCUACCCGAUUGGUUUCUCACGACGUUUGGAAAACACCAAGAAAUAUGA
Molecule: messenger RNA, 1137 nt
Organism: Pieris macdunnoughi
Lineage: Eukaryota; Metazoa; Arthropoda; Insecta; Lepidoptera; Pieridae
Source: the annotation of a GenBank genome assembly